Anopheles aquasalis is the source of this 7582-nucleotide messenger RNA. Its product is annotated as myosin-IIIb. The record is from RefSeq and is a predicted model, not a curated record. Gene Ontology annotation, biological process: peptidyl-serine phosphorylation; regulation of actin filament length. Gene Ontology annotation, molecular function: ATP binding; microfilament motor activity; protein serine/threonine kinase activity. Gene Ontology annotation, cellular component: myosin complex. Lineage: Eukaryota; Metazoa; Arthropoda; Insecta; Diptera; Culicidae.
CGCAGACGAUCCCCGUGGUCUGUCCGGGGGAAAGCAGACGGUUUUUUGGUGGGAUCCACCAGAUUCCCAGUGUCGCGAUCCCCGGUGAUAGCGAGUUAUCGGCACUCUUCCUAAAAAUAAAAUCGGUGAUCACUGAAAAAGCCCCUUGUGACCUUCGACCGCUCUCAGAAGCCCGACUCGUGCUUCCGGAGCAACGUUAUCAGCGUAUCAAGUGCGUCCCGUCCCGUGUGUUGGUGUUUCUUGGGUGUGUGCGAUUCGGAAAGAAGAAAGUUCCAAAGUCAAUUCACCGACGAUAACGACGAACAACGGGCCAGUGUGUGAGCGUGCGUGUUGGCAGAUAAGUGCCGUUUCUUGUCUUGUGCCGGUGCUGCUGCCAGGGGUGUGAAAACGCGUAAAGAAGUAACAUAAACCCCUCGAGACGCGCGCGCGCGCGCUCGCGAGAUAGAUAAUUACAGCCCUCAAUAACACCGGGAACGCUGCCGAAAAAAAAGGGCGCGUGAGAAGAGAACGAACGUGCCGGUGUCACGUGUCACGAGGGCUUGCUACUUGGUUGCAGAUUCCAGGGCCAGGGAACAGACGGGGCUGGAUUGAUUAGCUGAGCACUGACGACACUUCAAGCGGCACUUUGUCUCGCGUUUAUCAAUGGCACGAUCGUGCCGGAUCGGACAGCAUGUGUCACCGAGCUGGUACCCCGUUGGACAGUGUACAGCCCCCUACAGAGAGUGACCUUGAGCAAGUGCAAGUGCCUGGAGUGCAAGUGACGACGAACUGGCCGUCGCUAGCGACGGAUUAAUCAACGACGCGAGAGAUCUUCAUAGAAAGAUAGCUAGCUUAGAGUAAGAGUUCAAUAAGUGUUCACCGCGAACGGAACGUCACGUACGAACGCGAAAGGAAGAUCAACAAGGACCAUGGCCUACAAUGGAUUGUCGCAGCAUGUGGACUUCAGCCGGUUGCCGAACCCGACCGAACGGUUCGAGCUGCUGGAUCUGAUCGGCGAGGGCACCUACGGUGAGGUUUACAGUGCAAAGGACAAACACACCGGCCGGAAGUAUGCAGUUAAGAUUUUGGAGAGCAUCGCGGAUAACAUCGAAGAGAUCGAGGAGGAGUACCUGGUGCUGCGCGAUCUCUCCAAGCAUCCCAACAUUCCCGACUUUGCCGGCCUCUUCCUGAAGAGGGGCACCACGGUCGAGGAUGACCAGCUGUGGUUCGUGCUCGAGCUCUGCACCGGUGGUUCGGUCACGGAUCUGGUACAAGGUUUACGGAGCCGUGGAGCGCGCCUAUCCAACAACCAGAUCGCCUACAUCCUACGCGAAACCGUCCAGGCGCUAGUGUUUCUGCACGAGAACCACUGCAUGCACCGUGACAUCAAGGGCCACAACAUUCUACUGACCGAGUCCGGCCAUGUCAAGCUCGUCGACUUUGGGGUCAGUUCGCACCUGGCGGCGACGAUGGCACGCCGGAACACGAGCGUCGGCACACCGUACUGGAUGGCACCGGAGGUGAUCGCUUGCGAGCAGCAGCUGGAUCAAUCUUACGAUUCCCGGUGUGACGUCUGGUCGAUCGGUAUAACGGCGAUCGAGCUGGCCGAAGGUGAUCCACCGCUCUGUGAACUCCAUCCCAUGAGGGCACUCUUUCAGAUCCCAAGGAAUCCACCACCGAAACUGGCCCACCCGGAACAGUACUCUUCGAUGUUGUCGGAUUUUAUCGCCGAGUGUUUGGUGAAGGAUCUAGAGCAACGGCCAUUCUCGAAGGAACUGGCCACGCAUCCGUUCCUCAAGAGUGUUGGCCCGUACGUGGACCAGAUACGGCAGGAGUUGCGAGCGGAGAUAGCGCGCCAACGGGAGGAUGGCCGUGCACCGAGUCAAGCGAUAGCGACGACCAAGUACGGGAAGUUGAAAUCCGAUCGCAAAUCGAAACCACAGCCCAUGUACAUGGACGAUCUGGCCACACUGGACGUGCUGACGGAGGAUGCGAUCGUGGAGCAGCUACAGAAGCGCUUCGAAACGAACCAAAUCUAUACCUACAUCGGGGACAUACUGAUUGCGGUGAAUCCGUUCAGUCAGGUGGGACUUUAUACGACGCAGCAUCAGCGGAAGUACGCGGCACAGGCCCGAUCGGACAAUCCGCCGCAUAUUUUUGCGAUCGCCGAUGCAGCCCAUCAGGCGCUUGUGCAUCAGCGACAGAACCAAGCGAUCGUCAUAUCGGGCGAGAGUGGUUCCGGUAAGACGGAAAGUGCCAAUCUGUUGCUCAAACAGUUGGUCUACCUGGGCAAGGCGGUCACGAAAAACCUGGAAGAACGAAUCCUGCAGGUGAAUCCGAUCAUGGAAGCGUUCGGAAAUGCACGCACCGGCAUCAACUCGAACAGCUCACGGUUCGGAAAGUAUCUGGAGCUAACGAUGGCCAAGAGUGGCAAGGUGAAUGGGGCCCGUAUUUUCGUGUAUCUGCUCGAACAGAGCCGUGUGGUGAAGCAAGCCGAAGGGGAAGGUAACUUCCAUGUGUUCUACUACAUGUACGAUGGUCUCCAGUCGGAGGGACGGCUCGAGGAGUACUAUCUCCAUCCGUCGUACCGGAAAACGCACCGGUACCUGCAAGAGACGGCCACACUACCGAAAACGAACGUCGAACGGUGGCGGCAGCUGUUGGCGAGCUUCAAGGUGCUCGGUUUCAAGGACGAGGAGAUCGACAUGGUGAACCGGGUGUUGGCGGCCAUCCUCAAUCUCGGUGACAUCGAGUUCGGUGAGAUGGAAGCGAACGAUAACACGGAUAGCCGGGCGCGCGUGAUCGACGUCGCACCGAUGCACCGCGUAUCGAAGCUUCUCGGUGUCGAUUCGGCCGAUCUGCUCGAUGCGCUGUCCUCGAACUCGGUCGUGACGCGCGGCGAAACGAUCACGCGGCAUAAUAACGUUUCGGAGGCUAGCACGGCACGGGAUGCGAUGGCGAAGGGACUGUACGGUCGGUUGUUCGAUUGGAUGGUCAACCAGAUCAACCUGCUGCUGGUGCACAACCGUGUCAACAAUAGCCCGGAACAGUUGGCGAUUGGUUUGUUGGAUAUUUUUGGCUUCGAAAACUUCAGCAAAAACUCGUUCGAGCAGCUGUGCAUCAACAUUGCCAACGAGCAGAUCCAGUACUACUUCAAUCAGCACAUCUUCACCUGGGAGCAGCAGGAGUACAUGGCUGAAGGCAUUCCAGUGGAUUUGGUCGAGUUUGCAGACAACCGUCCCGUGCUGGAUAUGCUGCUAAGCCGUCCGCUUGGUCUGCUCGCUCUGCUCGACGAGGAAUCGCGCUUUCCACGUUCCACGGAUCGAUCUUUGAUUGAAAAGUUCCACAACAACGUCAAAUCCAAGUUCUACCAGCGACCCAAAUCGGACGCGGUCUGCUUCGCGAUCCACCACUUUGCUGGCCGGGUCGUCUAUCAGGCCGAUGGGUUCUUGGAGAAGAACCGUAACUUUCUGCCGGCGGAAAUAAUUCAGCUGAUACGCCAGAGCCAGUACGAUAUGAUCCGGUUUCUGUUCCAGUGUCCAAUCACCAAGACGGGCAAUCUGUACUCGGCCAUCCAGGAUACCGGGUCGCGUCAGAACGUUUCGAGCUUCAUCAAGGUGGACACGAAGGAGAAGUUUAAUUCACGUGGUUUAGCAUCACAAUCGCGAGCUCAGCAGACCGUAGCCACGUACUUCCGGUACUCGUUGAUGGAUUUGCUGCAGAAGAUGGUUACUGGGACGCCUCAGUUUAUACGCUGCAUCAAACCGAACGAACAGAAGGCUGCCAAAACGUUCGAAUCGGCCAAGGUGUUGAAGCAGCUGCGAUACACCGGAGUGCUGGAGACUAUCCGUAUACGGCAGCACGGUUUCAGCCAUCGGUUCACUUUUGCGGACUUUUUGCGAAAGUACUGCUUCCUGGCCUACAGCUUCGACGAGCGUGUUGUCUCGAAUCGGGAGUCAUGCCGUUUGCUGUUGGUGCGCUUGAAAAUGGAUGGAUGGGCCCUUGGGAAGUCGAAGGUGUUCCUCAAGUACUACCACGUCGAGUAUCUGUCCAAGCUGUACGAGGAGCAUGUCCGUAAAAUCAUUCUGGUGCAAGCUUGUGUAAGACGAUGGCUGGCGAAGGCACUGUACAGACGGGAGAAGCAACGCGUCGCACUGAGUGCCGUGACGCUUCAGAAGCACGUACGUGGUUGGCUUACGCGGCGUCGUAUGCGUAUCCUGAAGGAGAAGCAAGAACGCGAACGUUUGGAACAGGAACGCCUGGAGAAGGAGCGGCUGGCGAAGGAGAAGAAGAACAAUGAAGCCAACAAGGCGAAACAAGCGCUGGCCAAGGCGAAGCUUAUCCACCAGCUAUCCAACCAUCAGCUGGAGGCGCAGCAUCCGCACGAGAAGCGCAGUUCAUCGGAUGUGAACAACAAAGAAAACGAACGAGCAGCGAUCGUAAUCCAAAGCUACUACCGUGGCUACACGAUCCGCAAGAUGCGCAUGACGCCCGAGAUCGAGGCCAAAACCAAAUACAUCCUCGGUAUCGCGAAGAACCGCGUCGAGGCGCAGCGUAUGAUGCAGAAGGAGGGCUUCACGAAGGAAGACGCAGCUCGCAUCAUCCAGCGUUACUACCGGACGCAGAAGAGCAAAAACAAGCGUGAACAACAGGCCGUACAGAAGGGACCGGCACCGCCACAACCACAACCGAAACCACUCAGCACCAAGGAUCAGCAGCUCGAUCUGAUCGCAUUCUCACAGAACGUGCACAUGCUGAACCAGGAGGUGCACCGGAAUCUGCGCGUCAACAAGUCGGGCGUUCCGCUGGAGGCGAUCGAGAAGCUACCGAACGACUAUCGGCGACCGCCGGGGUUCGUGCUGGUACCGGGGCUGCUCGGUACGGUACCGGGUGGCGACGCCAAGUACAGUUCGCUGCGCAGCUCGGACUGUGACCACGAGAUGACCAAGGAGCUGAUCCAAAGAAGUCCACCACCGGUUUCGGACUUUGACGAUAUCUCCCCGUGGGAUAUGCCGUUCUACGAGGUGGAACGCAACCUGCGCUCGCAAAGACAGCGCAACCUCCAGCAACCGCCGCAGCGGAUUGACAUCAACCGGAACGAUAUCCUCGGUGAUCGCAAGAUGGAGCUCGGUGAUCGUAAGCAGCAGCUCUCCAGCAACUGGCACCACGCGUUCCAGGCGUCCGAAUCGACGCCACAGGACAAGUUUAAGGGUCUUGCAAGCAGAUCACCCAACCCACACGAACCGGGCCACAUCCGCAGCAUACCGGCCUUCAGCUAUCUUAACCCAAACAGCCAACAAAUCCUUCGCUACUCCCCGAACAACCAGCAGCGCGAAACACCAUCGGCCGAAUCGGCCGCACCGCAUCCCUCGCCAGUGCGCCAAUCUCCGGUCAGUUCACCCCGGGAACCAUCUUCACCAGCGCUGCGGCUCGGUUUGCUAGGACUCGGCGGAGGGGCUGGUGCUGGUGGCAAGAAAGCGGCAAAGGCCGAACAGAAGGCCCGCGAAAAGGAGAACAAAGAGCGCAAGAAGCGUGAGAAGAAGGCAAAAAAGGAGAAAGAAAAGGCGGCAAACGGGGGGGCGUCACCGUCCACGACUUCGUGUUCUUCCGGUGGCUCAUCGGCCCUCUCGUCCGGGUCGUCGAACGGCGAGAAAGCGCACCAGAAGGAGCCGGGUCCGGUCGGAAGGAAGAAGCAUCCAUCGCCCACGAUGAAGGAACCGGAAGUGAUGGGUGGCAACCGGUUCGCCGGAAUGGACGACCACCAUCACGAGCAGCAGCAACAAAGUCAGCAACAAGUUCCACAGAAACGGCUGAUAGAGCAUCACGAGUAUCAGAACAUUUCGGAGGAAACGAAAAUCGAUAGCAAGAGCCCGGUGAUGCGGAUGUUUGGCGAUACCAACUUUCUGGUGAACCAUCGGCGUAAGGCAGCGGAACAGAAGCACCAGCAGCACCAGCAGCAGCAGCAACAACUUGCUCAGCUACAACAGUACCAAAGGCAACAGCAGCAGCAGCAGCAAAAGGCACGCCAACAGCAACGCCAAUCGGAGCUGAGCUGCGGGCAGGGUGUCUGUGAGCUGCUGAACGGGGUGUACCGGUUCAGCCCGCACGUUACCUCGUUCGCUGCCCAGCUAGACGCGAAAGGUGGUGGUACGAACAGUAGCAGCGGCAUCAACAGCCUAUCGGACGAUCGGUCGACGCUGGACAAAGAUUACCAGAACUUUAACGUGUCCAAGUACCUCAACAUCGACAUCAAGGGUCCGCUGCAUCACCAGCGGGAACGUUCGCGUGAUGGUGGUGGCGGUCGAAGAGGUGUUGGCCAUCAUCACGGUGAGGAGCGGGCCGAUAGCUCGAACAGCUCCAGCCUGAGCAGCGCAAGUAGUGGCAUGAACUCGCUCAACUCGUUCGACUCGGUCGAGCAGGCCAUCAUCUUCCAGAAGGAUCGCAAUGCCGACUCGUACCUCGGUCCGUUCAACUUCCGCCAGCUGCUGCGGCCAACGCAGGGCCCGACCGAGUCACUCCGCAAGCGGAAAGGCAUCAAUCCACCGUCACCACCGCCACCGCAGCGGGGCAAAAGUUAGAAAGUAAUUGCCGCCUCCAGCCACCACUACCAUCGUCAUCAUCAUCGUCGUCGUCGUCGUCGUCGUAGCCAAAGAGCGAACAAGCCAAAGUGUUUGUGCGUGUGCCUGUGACUUAUUGUGUACGAGGAGAGCGGGAUGGAUGAGGGUGCAAUGGGGAGGGAGGAUGCAUCCUUCCGUACUGUACCGCACUGGUGCGGACACCCGCCGAAAAUGGUCUCGUUUUUCCAGAGAAAAGUUUUAAAUAUUGAUUUUUCUCCAAUGGAGAGAGAGAGAGAGAGCCGGAGAGAGAGAAGAAGAGGCAGUGAGACAGCGGAGAAGAGAUUUACCAGUUAAUAGAGUUUGGAAGCCAUUUCCAUUGGACAGGAUGUGACGCACUGGAGGUGAAGAACGUUGCAGAAGGAAGCUACUACUACUGGACACACGCUGCUGGUGUGAUGCUGGUGCGAACCAGGAUCAUACUUUGUGCAACAAUUGCGCGAAAUGGAGAGGAAUUUAUUCAUCGAAAGGGUGUCCUCGCGUAACUCCGCGCGGAAAGGCUUAUCAUUCCGGUUUCCAGUCCCUUUACCGGCGGUGCACCCAAUAACGCAAUUACCAAGCGGGAUGCUGCGCUUACCUGCCACCGAGUAGGGGAUGCAGUUUGAUAACAAACGCCACAGAGGACUGGUUGGAUGGAGGUGAAAGAAAGUUGUUCGUUUGGGUUCGUUUGGUGGUCGGCGGACGUUAGGAAAUAAUCGAUAACAGUACAAUUCAAUGAGGUAGAAGAAAGAUAAAGGCGACAAGGGGUUGUGGGUAUGCAAUCCUGGCUCUUACCGUGUUCGCGUGGUCCUAUAAUCGUUACGUGUCGUGCUCGCUAGCUUGUGCGCUAGUGGAGUCUGGCGAGUGGAAACCCGGUUUGUUGGUGAUGAAUGCAAAGGAAUUCAGUUUGAUGAAUUGAUGAGCGUUUGACAGACGCUUAACGCGUAUUAGUUGAUAGGUUUUUUUUUGGUUGGAUUUUGAAAAUAAAUAAAGUCUUUCUAGAUUGCUAA